AUGCCUGCAGCUCAAAGAUCGGAAAGUAUCUCGCAUAGUUCCGACGUCUUAUCCGACAAAAGCGGCAAUUGCACUUCACCAAUCAAAAGAGGCAAAGCUGGUGUACAAGACACAGAGUGGUCUGAUGUGGCAGAUCCAGACGAGAGGAGACGGAUACAAAAUCGCGUCGCACAGCGCAAGUUCCGGUCAAAAGCCAGAGAGCAGAAAGAAAGGGCGGAGCGCGAGGCUAAAGACAAGGAACAUGCUGGCAACAGCUACCGUAUUCCUUGUUCAAACGACAUCGACAUAGAGCCAGAGCCAUCAGGGCUACCUUGGGGCAGCAUGAAUAUGAGUCUCUUCGUGGCUCGAGGACACGAAGCCGAAAGUCGAAAAGCCAGCCGCCGAGGCAUGCACCAAGGUGAUGGCUUCACCUCUCCGAAUUAUACGUCAUCUCUCAACUCUGAUAUGCGCCAAUCUGUUACUUAUAGUAGCAGCGGUGCCAACGAUGUUUAUCUGGAGGACAAUCCAUAUAUUUACGAUGCUUGCUUUAUUGGUCAAGCUUUUCCCACGUUAUGA
This is a messenger RNA of Trichoderma atroviride IMI 206040, 555 nucleotides long. RefSeq lists its product as uncharacterized. Lineage: Eukaryota; Fungi; Ascomycota; Sordariomycetes; Hypocreales; Hypocreaceae. The record is from RefSeq and is a predicted model, not a curated record.